ACAAACCCCCAACUACAACCAAACGGUUCUUUUCUACUUUUACUACCACAAUUUCCAACUUAUAUCACAAUGCUCAGCCUUUCUCAUGGUCGUGGACAAGGUAGCGGCCGUGGAGCAAGCGCCCGUGCCGCGCUCACGCUCGAAAUCCAAGAACAGCACUCCACGCAAAAGAUGCGACCUUGCCGGGUCAUCAUGGCAGUCGAUGUCAGUGGUUCGAUGGGAUGGCUUAUCGAGACUGUCGUCGAUGGCAUCUCCGGAAUCAACGCGGUCCUGAAUAACGAGGACCUCGUCAGUGUCAUAGACUUUGCUGAAACACAGCGAACCAUCUUUGGAUACUUGAAGCGAUCCAGAGUUGACUGGGACAACUUGAGGGACACGCUGAGAACCGAUGUGCAUCGCUCCAACCGCGGAGGCCAAACUGCUCUAUGGGACGCAAUCGGGUAUGUCCUCGACACGACUCCACGCAACAGGAAGUACAGCGUGUACAAACCCGAAAUCGUCAUCUUCACCGAUGGUCUUGACAACUGUUCAACAAAGCACGACAUCUACAGCAUCCAAGAAGCCAUCCGACAUCCGGGCAUCUCUCACGUUCACAUCACCAUCAUCGAUGCGUCUCCGGGCGGCAAUCCCAAGCUUAGAUUGGUUUGCGGAGAGACUGAGCAUUGCUCGUAUGUGCCUGUCCAGGCGUCUGAAGACGCCGUUGCGCGUGCUUUUGUAGAGGUCACUGCAGCCGUCACAAGACGUCUUACCAUCUCGGUCGACCUAUCAGGUGACACGAUGAACGCACUGGCAAGUACAUUCAAUCAGUUGGCCAUUGAACCUGCGGCGCUCCCUUCCACGGAGGAUGGGGAGACCAGUGGUGGGAGAGGGCGUGGACGUGGACGUGGUGGACGCGGGCGUGGGCGUGGGCGAGGACGCGGACGCGGACGUGGAGGACGAGGACGUGGGUCGGGCUAA
Messenger RNA from Fusarium keratoplasticum, 957 nucleotides. RefSeq lists its product as uncharacterized. The transcript has 2 exons. The record is from RefSeq and is a predicted model, not a curated record. NCBI's taxonomy places the organism in Eukaryota, Fungi, Ascomycota, Sordariomycetes, Hypocreales, Nectriaceae. The coding region runs from base 70 to 957 and encodes 295 amino acids.